This is a messenger RNA of Erpetoichthys calabaricus (reedfish), 2716 nucleotides long. RefSeq names its product SEC23 homolog B, coat complex II component (gene sec23b). Gene Ontology annotation, biological process: COPII-coated vesicle budding; endoplasmic reticulum to Golgi vesicle-mediated transport; COPII-coated vesicle cargo loading. NCBI's taxonomy places the organism in Eukaryota, Metazoa, Chordata, Cladistia, Polypteriformes, Polypteridae. The record is from RefSeq and is a predicted model, not a curated record. The coding region runs from base 162 to 2462 and encodes 766 amino acids. The transcript has 20 exons. Gene Ontology annotation, cellular component: COPII vesicle coat; endoplasmic reticulum exit site. Gene Ontology annotation, molecular function: GTPase activator activity; zinc ion binding.
UUUCCGGACUUCCGGGCGGUGCGCAACUCACGUCAUUCACAACCACUCUAGACGGCUCCUUGGAGUUAACCGUUCAUAUCUGACAUACCUUUGUUAAGUUUACAUUUGUGUUAGACGCAUUAUACAUCGAUCAGUUUACGUGAUCGAUUUAAUCCAGUUCUAUGGCAACAUACCAGGAGUUCAUACAACAGAAUGAGGAGAGAGAUGGUGUUCGAUUCAGUUGGAAUGUGUGGCCAUCAAGUCGACUUGAAGCCACCAGGAUGGUGGUACCCCUUUCUUGUCUUUACACACCACUGAAAGAACGUCCAGAUCUUCCACCAGUGCAGUAUGAACCAGUCCUUUGUAGCAGAACAACUUGCAAAGCAGUAUUGAACCCAUUGUGUCAGGUUGAUUUCCGUGCAAAACUUUGGACGUGCAAUUUUUGUUUUCAGAGGAAUCCAUUCCCUCCUGCAUAUGCCGGCAUUUCAGAAGUUAAUCAGCCAGCAGAGCUAAUGCCACAAUUUUCCACAAUUGAAUAUAUAAUGCAGCGUGGACCACAAACCCCUCUUAUAUUUUUGUAUGUUGUGGAUACUUGUUUGGAAGAAGAAGAUCUACAGGCCUUGAAGGAAUCUCUUCAGAUGUCUCUGAGUCUUUUACCUCCUGAUGCACUUGUUGGUCUUAUUACAUUUGGAAGAAUGGUUCAGGUCCAUGAGCUGAGUUGCGAAGGCAUUUCCAAGAGCUUUGUCUUCAGGGGAACCAAAGAUUUGUCUGCAAAACAGAUAGAGGAAAUGCUAGGUCUGAGUAAGGCAUCAACUCCUGCACAACAGGGACGACCACUGCAGCCUCCAGAUCAAACGUGUACCAGCAGGUUCUUGCAGCCUGUACAUAAGAUUGACAUGAACCUUACUGACCUUCUUGGGGAGCUCCAGCGAGACCCAUGGCCAGUACCUCAAGGAAAAAGGCCACUGAGAUCUACUGGAAUUGCAUUAUCUAUUGCUGUUGGUUUGCUUGAGGGUACAUUCCCAAAUACAGGUGCACGGAUAAUGCUUUUCACUGGAGGUCCGCCCACCCAGGGACCAGGAAUGGUGGUUGGGGAUGAACUUAAAACCCCAAUUCGUUCAUGGCAUGAUAUUGAGAAAGACAAUGCACGACACUUAAAAAAGGCAACAAAGUAUUAUGAAGCCUUGGCUAAUCGUGCAGCUGCCAAUGGUCAUUGUGUUGAUAUUUAUGCUUGUGCCUUGGAUCAGACUGGACUUCUUGAAAUGAAAUGCUGUGCCAACCUAACAGGGGGUUAUAUAGUGAUGGGUGACUCCUUCAACACCUCUCUCUUCAAACAAACAUUCCAGAGAGUUUUUUCGAAAGACUACAAUGGACACUUCCAAAUGGCCUUUGGAGGGGUAAUAGAAGUUAAGGUUUCAAGGGAGCUUAAAGUAUCUGGUACUAUUGGGCCUUGCAUUUCCCUAAAUGCGAAGGGGCAAAGUGUGUCAGAAAAUGAAGUUGGAAUUGGUGGCACAACUCACUGGAAAGUCUGUGGUUUGAAUCCAUUCACAACACUGGGAAUAUAUUUUGAAGUUGUAAAUCAACAUAAUGCGCCCGUUCCUCAGGGUGGGAGAGGAGCGAUUCAAUUUAUUACACAGUAUCAGCAUUCAAGCACGCAAAGGCGAAUAAGAGUGACCACAAUUGCCAGGAGCUGGGCAGAUGCGCAGUCUCAGCUUCAACACAUUGAAGCAUCAUUUGAUCAGGAAGCAUCAGCUGUGUUAAUGGCUAGGCUUGGAGUUUAUAGAGCAGAGUCUGAGGAAGGACCUGAUGUGCUAAGGUGGCUUGACAGACAGCUAAUUAGACUGUGUCAGAAAUUUGGACAAUUUCAUAAAGACGAUCCUUCUUCCUUCAGAUUAUCAGAAGCCUUUUCCCUUUACCCACAGUUUAUGUUUCAUUUGAGGAGAUCACCAUUCCUUCAGGUGUUUAAUAACAGUCCAGACGAGUCUUCAUAUUAUCGCCAUCACUUUAUGCGCCAGGAUCUUACUCAAUCAUUGAUCAUGAUUCAGCCAGUUCUGUAUUCCUAUUCUUUUUAUGGGCCACCUGAGCCUGUACUGCUCGACAGUAGCAGUAUUUUGCCUGAUAGAAUCUUACUGAUGGACACCUUCUUUCAGCUCGUCAUCUAUCAUGGGGAGACUAUUGCACAGUGGCGUAAAGCUGGCUAUCAAGAUAUGGCCGAGUAUGAGAACUUUAAACAGCUUCUUCAAGCCCCGUUGGAUGAUGCACAGGAAAUUCUACAGAGUCGAUUUCCAAUGCCCCGUUACAUUGAUACAGAACAUGGAGGAAGUCAAGCUCGGUUCCUUCUGUCAAAAGUAAAUCCAUCACAGACCCAUAAUAACUUGUAUUCUUGGGGGCAGGAAACUGGAGCUCCUAUAUUAACAGAUGAUGUCAGCUUACAAGUUUUCAUGGAUCAUUUGAAGAAGCUUGCAGUGUCGAGUGCAUCAUAAGCCUCUCUGUAUGCAGUAUUAAAUAUGUUUAAAACAUGUUUUGAGAUUUGGAUAAACAUUUCAAAGUCUACAGUAAUGUAUUUUUCCUAAUCACAAUAAACUGUGAAAUUAUUUAUUCUUUUAGUACUAAAAGCUAAUAAACUGUUGGGAAGAGUCUUGUUUAUAUUGGGUGGCUUUGGGUAAGAAACUUCAAUAGUAUUCCAUCAUUUGUUCCUUGGGUUUUUCCAUUCCAUGUUGUCUAUUUUUUUUUUAAA